Messenger RNA from Drosophila hydei, 1989 nucleotides. RefSeq lists its product as uncharacterized. Lineage: Eukaryota; Metazoa; Arthropoda; Insecta; Diptera; Drosophilidae. Bases 212 to 1951 code for a protein of 579 amino acids. The record is from RefSeq and is a predicted model, not a curated record. The transcript is spliced from 2 exons.
UUGUUGUGUGUAACUUGCGAUAUAUAAUUGUGCACACUAAUAGAACAUAAUCGGUUCGACUGCGCGCAAUUUAAACUUAAAAUAUAUUAAUUAUUUACCAAAAACUAAGAAAAAAAAAAAACGCUUAUAUUACAAACACAAAUAUAUAGGUGUAUGUAUUAAAAUUUGCUUUGCAAUUUAAUCGAAUUGUCUGCGCAUUGUGACCGCAAAUAUGGAGCGCACCGCUUAUGAUGUACAACGGGACUUUGCGAUGAGCAGCGGCAUACGUUCAGAAAUAAUUUGGGACUCGUUGGCGCCUGAGCAAGCAGACGUAUUCCAACAGAAGCUGAACAAUCUGAUCCAUGAUGAAGGUCAAACACCCAAGGAGCUGGCUAGGCAACGCAAGCAGCUCUUUGAUAAUGUGUGGAAGCAGCGAAUCUACACAAAUCGCACUUUGCUAUCAGCUAUUAUCUAUGUGCUGGUCACCAAAGAAUCGGAUCCCGCCUUGGCAUUGCAAUCCACUAACUUCAGCUGCCAUCCAGUCAUUCGGACGCGCAAGUGCGUGCAAGCGGAUGGCAGUAACAGUGACGGCUGUUGCAUGAUCUUCAUCGAUGAAGCCGGACGUGUCUACGCAAAUUGGCAGAAAUUUGUACACAAUAAUGGGCUGCCCAAGGGCACCAUGAUUGCACCAAAGCAAGGUAUCUACACGUUCAGCGCGGACGACGAAAACGAAACGGUUCAAUUAAUGAUUCAAUCAACACCUGCUUCCUGGCUAAAGCAGAAGGUUUUGAAUGUCAGCGAUAAGCUAUUCACAAUUGGAGGCAUCAUUGGCACAGUGCCCAUUGCAGCUUCAAUGGCAUGUCCUGUUGCUGCUCCCAUAAUUAUGGCAGCCACUGUUGUUGGUUAUUCAUCGGCUGCGUAUAGCACAGUGCGUUCGGCCACACGUCUCAUUGAUCGCCGCUGGCAUGGCCAGACCACAUCUUUGGCCGACAGUGAAGCGCGUAGCAGUUGGCUGGGCGUGGCUGGAGGCGUUGCUGGAAUGGGGGCAACAGGCGCAACCAAAGCAGCUAGUAUCAUACACAAAAAUACGGCCACCACUGCCCGACUGGCUGUUAAGGGCAUUAAUAUAUCAUCCGUUGUCAUCUCCGGCACGGGUGUUCUCAAUGGCGUCUAUGAUCUCUAUUUAAAGAUUAGCGAUAAGCAGAAACUCAAUAGCAAAGAUAUUAUGCAACUAGCCUCUAGCCUGUUAAUCUUUACGCACUCCAUAAACAAUAUGCGAAUCAUCUCCAAGGGCACUGAUGGAUAUAGCUUGCGACGUGCCCUUAGCACGCAAAGUCGCAAAGUAUUUGAUCGCAUUUCCCAGGAAUCAAUUAAACUGCACAACGGUCAAACCGGUGGCAAGUUCGACAUUGUUCGCAUCAUCAAUGAUAUACCCUACAAGGAGGCUUUACUUAGCCUCCACCAAAUCCAUUCGCAUUUAUCGAAUGGCUCCACAGUGAUCGGCGCUAUGGCUGCUGCUGAUGUCCUGCCACAAUUUGUUCGCUUAAAUGCGGGCGGUCAGUUUCGUGUGGAUAUAGAUCAGCUGACCAGGCAGCUGGGUGGCAAGUUUGUUCAACACAUUGGCAAUCUUGGCAGCUUCAGCGAUGUUCUCAGCGGUCUCUUGCGUUACUUCAGCGAUCAGGCCUCCCAACUAUUGUUGCAGCUCACUCGCAACUUUAUCGAGGAACAUGUGGAUAGCAUCGAUCGCAGCUUGAAUACGUUUGUUUCCACCGAGCUGGUGCUCUACCGCAUGCUGAACCACUGCAUAAAAAACUACGAGAGCUGCGCCGUCGAAUUUCUCGAGCGCCGCCGUUUCGAGAUUGUUGAUAUGAUUGCCAAAUACUUUCAAUCGCUGUUGCCACAGCCUCAACAAAAUUGCAGACGGCACAAGUGUCCCGUAUGCCACGGCGUCUACUACAUGUGCUCCCUAUAGAUUGGGCUAUUUUAUUAUAUAUAUACUUAGUAUACUUA